CUUUUUCUUCUUUUCCAACUGAUUAGUUGAAACAAAAUGUAUCAACCACCACCUGGCCAAAAAGAGCAUGACCAAUAUCCUCUUCAAGACACGCAAUUCUCUAACCAGCCACCUGUAACUCGUUCACCUUUCGAUGACGACCAUUAUCCAGCAGAUCAACAUAUGCCAGCUUAUGAUCAACAACCUCUUUUAGCUUCUGGCAUGGCUCCAACCUCAUAUCCCUCUCAUCCUUAUCCUCCAGGUCCACCUAGUCCUGGUGGAGUCUCACCUUAUCCUUCAUAUAGUGGUGAUAGCUCACCCGCAACUCCUCAAUUCUUCAACCCUCCCUCACCCAGCAUGCAUUAUGGUGAAGUUCCUAAACGCCAACCUCGUCGUUACAAGACAACCAGACAAGUCAAGUUGACAAAAGGUAACUUGGUUCUGGAUUGUCCAGUGCCUACUGCUUAUUUAAAGGACGUGCCAUUGAAGGAAGGAAAGGAAUUCACACACAUGCGUUAUACUGCUGCUACUUGUGAUCCAAAGGACUUUGUGAGCGAAGGUUAUACUCUUCGUCAACAAAUGCUCGGACGUAAGACAGAAUUGUUUAUUGUCUUGACCAUGUACAAUGAAGACGAAGUUUUGUUUACACGUACCAUGCAUGGUGUUAUGAAAAACAUUGCUCAUCUUUGUUCUCGUGAUCGUUCCAGUACUUGGGGACCUGCUUCUGGUGGACCAGGAUGGCAUAAGGUGACUGUAUGUAUUGUCUCUGAUGGUCGUACCAAGAUCAACCCUCGUACCUUGAACGUCUUGUCUCUUUUAGGUGUCUACCAAGAUGGUGUUGCCAAGAACGUUGUGCACGGCAAACCAGUGACUGCUCACAUUUAUGAAUAUACAACACAAAUCUCUGUGGAUCCAGAGAUGGAAGUCAAAAAAGCUGGUUCAAAGAAUGUGGCGCCUUGUCAGCUCUUGUUCUGUCUUAAGGAAAAGAAUGCCAAAAAGAUUAACUCUCAUCGUUGGUUCUUCCAAGCCUUUAGUCCAAUUCUAGAUCCUCAUGUCUGUGUCUUGAUUGAUGUUGGUACUAGACCUGGUGGUACUUCAAUUUAUCAUCUUUGGAAAGCAUUUGAUAUUAACUCCAACAUUGCUGGUGCUUGUGGUGAAAUUCGUGCCAUGGCUGGUACUGGUGGCGUCGCUCUUUUGAACCCUUUAGUCGCUGCUCAAAACUUUGAAUACAAAAUGUCUAAUAUUUUGGAUAAGCCUCUUGAAUCUGUAUUUGGUUAUAUCUCUGUGUUACCAGGUGCUUUCUCAGCCUAUAGAUUCAAAGCCCUUCAAAAUGAUGUGGAUGGCCAUGGUCCUUUAGAAAAGUACUUUUUGGGUGAAACUCAACACGGUGGUGAUGCUGAUAUCUUCACAGCCAAUAUGUAUUUGGCUGAAGAUCGUAUCUUGUGUUAUGAAUUGGUUGCCAAAAAGAAAGCCCAUUGGGUCUUGCAUUAUGUGUCUAGUUCUUAUGGUGAAACCGAUGUUCCUGACAAAGUUGACGAAUUCAUUUCUCAACGUAGACGUUGGCUUAACGGUUCCUUCUUUGCUGGUAUCUAUGCUCUUUAUCAUUGGCGUAAGGUUUGGGCUUCUGAUCACUCUUAUAUCCGUAAGAUGAUGUUCAUGGUGGAAGAUCUUUACAAUACUUACAACUUAAUCUUUUCUUGGUUUGCUUUGGGUAACUUUUACCUCACUUUCUUCAUCUUGACACGUGCUCUCAUCCCCAGUGUGAGUGGUCUACAAAACCCUCCCUUCUCUGAAACUGCUGCUAGUCUUUUACACAAUAUUCUGAACUAUAUCUACAUUAUCUUGCUUGUUGUCCAAUUCAUCAUUGCUAUGGGUAACCGUCCUCAAGGCUCUAAACUUGCUUAUACUCUGUCUAUGAUCUUUUUCGCUUUCCUCAUGGUGUACAUCAUGUUUGCUGCUAUCUGGAUUACGGUUGCAGGCGUUCGAGUGAUUGUGGAGACUUCGGACGGAUCAUUUAUUUCUAUGCUUGAGCAAAGUUCAUUCAGAAACAUCAUCAUCUCGCUAUGUUCUACCUAUGUUCUUUACUUUGUUUCCAGUUUCCUUUUUCUUGAUCCCUGGCACAUGUUCAGUAGUUUCAUCCAGUACAUCUUGUUGUCUCCCAGUUAUACCAACGUUCUUAACAUUUAUGCCUUCUGUAACACACACGAUGUGUCUUGGGGUACAAAGGGUGAUAACACAGUAGCCACAGAUUUGGGUGUUGUCAAAGCCAAGAAGGACAAAUCUGGUGACUUGGCUGUCGAAGUUGAAGUACCUGUGGAAGAAAAGGAUAUCAAUGCUGCUUACGUUGAUGCUCAAGUCGAACUCACCAAGAAGAUCGAACCUGAGAAGUCUCAUCGUGAUGCAAAAACCAAGCAAGAAGAUUACUACAGAUCUUUCCGUACCAGAAUUGUGUUGUCUUGGAUUGUUUCCAACUUGGCUCUUGUUGUGGCUAUUACAAACACAUCUGUGAUCACAACAGGUGAUCGUUCUGCUGCUUACCUUGGUUUCAUUCUUUGGUCUGUAGCUGGUUUAGCAGCCAUUCGAUUCAUUGGUUCUACGCUUUACCUUAUCUUUAGAAUCUUUACUGGCUAAAUGAGACCAGCUGCUCCUUUUUUUUUUUGCAUAUACAUACUUAUUUAUCAUGUUUUUUGUUCUAUAAAGAAAAAAUAUAACUCACACUUCACAUUUCUCUAUUUUUUGUUAAUAAAAUGCCCUUUUUUCUCGC
Gilbertella persicaria is the source of this 2743-nucleotide messenger RNA. RefSeq names its product chitin synthase 2. Gene Ontology annotation, cellular component: cell periphery; cell septum. The record is from RefSeq and is a predicted model, not a curated record. NCBI's taxonomy places the organism in Eukaryota, Fungi, Mucoromycota, Mucoromycetes, Mucorales, Choanephoraceae. Gene Ontology annotation, molecular function: chitin synthase activity. The transcript is spliced from 3 exons. The coding region runs from base 37 to 2610 and encodes 857 amino acids.